Messenger RNA from Volvox carteri f. nagariensis, 2841 nucleotides. RefSeq lists its product as uncharacterized. The transcript is spliced from 14 exons. Gene Ontology annotation, molecular function: DNA binding; protein binding. Gene Ontology annotation, biological process: DNA integration; DNA recombination. Lineage: Eukaryota; Viridiplantae; Chlorophyta; Chlorophyceae; Chlamydomonadales; Volvocaceae. Bases 1 to 2841 code for a protein of 946 amino acids. The record is from RefSeq and is a predicted model, not a curated record.
AUGUGUUUGAAGGGUAUGCUCCUGGCCGCAUGUGUGUGCCCUCUGCGGGCAUCGGCAAAUUCGUAUUCCAGCCCCAUCGAUGGUGGCGUACUCUUCCUGGUGCGAAGCCGCAGGGAGGACACGGAAAUCACCUGCUACGGCUAUCACGAAUUGGAGAAUAGACGUGCAGUGCAAUCCAAGUCGCAGCGUGGAGCAAUUGGAUUCUGUCCUGAAUCCACAGCACACCGCGCACAGCGACCGGACGCGAGAUUACGUUAUUCUGUUUUAGUAAUUCAGGUUUACCUUGCACCAGUUACUUGGUCGGCCUCGAAUAUAAUACGAGCAUACUGUUCAAUGGCUACAACGGAGCUUGAUGGCGACGAACUUGAGCGCGCAUUUGAUGAAGCCGCUUGGGAUGCAGAGGAGAUAACCCAGGAGGAUGUUCCGACAGUGGAAGGUGGUGACAACCCUGCUCGGUCGCAUCGCGCUCCCAUGGCUCUCUUGCACCUACCUCGUGAAAUGCUGUUGCGCGUGCUUUCGCUAGUUCCGGCUACUGGAUUGACCUCGUGCGCAUGCGUCUGCAAGGCGUUAUCGGCUCUGGCCUCGGACGACACUGUUUGGCGUCGACUUUACGUAGCAAGGUGGGGCAAGCCCAAUCAACAAGUCCGGGGCAGCGCACGGUGGAAGCGCGUGUACCUGGACGCGGACAGCGAGGAGUGGGAGGCCACCACACGCAGCAACGGCAGCUGCAACGGCAGCGGCAGCUUCACUAGCGGCGGCAGCAGCAGCAGCAACAGCAGCAGCAGCUACUGCAAUGGCGGUGGCAAUAAUGACGACCCCUUUCUCGGUGCCAUGUUCCUGGAUAUGUUGCGAGCCAAGCGUGACCUGGUACCUGACCGCCGCCUGCUUGAUCGGGCAGCGGAAGUAGACCCCGGGGACAUAGCCGCCAAGGUGGCCGCCUGGCGCCGUGCUCGAGGAUUUCACCAACACGACGGCAGCGGUGCUGGUGCGGAUACCAGCGGCAGCAGUGAUGCACACCCGCCACCGCCGCCGCGACCUGACCUCAGCCACCGCGGCCGCGCUUCACUCAGUUUUACCCGCGUGAACCCCGGCGAAUUGCCUCCCGUCUAUGCGUGUGACCAGACCGGCGAGUUGCUGGUGUGUCCCGUGUCGGGGCAGACGACGGACCGGCUGGUGCAUGAGUGCGAGGAGGGCGAUGGCGAGGAGGAUGACGGUGGACGGUGCGGGGUUGGCGGUGGCGGCAGAGGAGGCGCCGGGGAGGAGGACGCCGGGCUGGGUGUGUUUGGAGGCGGCUUCGGCUCCUUCUUUGCGGCGGGCUACGAGUGCGAGAAUGAAAAGGCUCUCAACAAGUUGUUAGGGUACAAGGCGCUGCAGGUCGUAGGUCGCAACUUCGAUCCUAGCAAUUCGCAGGCAGCUGAUCAUCCUUGGAUGUGGAAGGAGUUAAGAGGUGUGUGCCCUUGGUCAAGUGACUCUAUUGGUGAUAGUGUGCUAUGUGACAAACUAUUGGUGUGGCGCACCGUUAUCAAUCAGCCCGCAGCCUUCUUUAGCAAGGUACUGGUGUUCGAUAUGGAUGAAGUGACGAUGAACCUGUUUAUCGCAUGCUGUGCAAAUAGGACAGCAAAAGCAAGCAAACAGGUGGCGCAGCACUACAAGACAGCAUCCGAGGCGCAGCAGACCCAGAAGCAGCUCAACGACAUGUCACAGCUACUGCCCUACAAGGAGGUCAUCCGCCUGGCAAGGGAGGGGGACCCGCACAAGACCUCCCUCGUCGCCUGCCUCGCUUCUCUCUCCUCCGAGCAGCGAGCGUACCUGGGCGCGGCGCUUACAGGACAGACUAAGUCGGCCAGCCGACGGGGCGCGCACCGCGAUAUCUGCCCCCUCCUCGGGGAUAAGGAGGCAUCUUGGUGGCGUUUGUGUUUUGGCCAAUCUGGACUUGGUGAGGGGGGAAUUCUUGAGGGAGGAAUCGCCCCAGGCGCCUACCCCGGCGGUUGGUACCGCUGCACCACUUGCUUGCUUGCGGUGGCGGGGAUCGGAUCAGUGGCCCUUGGGAGUGUUACGGAGGAACUGGCACAGCUGGCUGUGGCGUUACACGGCAGCGCGGUCGCAGACAGCUCAUCGGUCACCUACGAGUCGAGGCGGCGACGGUGCAGGGCAAAUGCGGAGCCGCGGAGGGCGACGGAGUUCACCCAGGACGCCUGCUGGCAGGUGUUGGGGUUUUUCGGAAUGCUCCGGAGGAGCGAGUUGGCGGCCCUGACAGUGGGCUGCGUUGAGGAGUUGCCGGGAGGGGGUGUAGGGCUGCAGAUCGUACGUAGCAAGACGGACCAGAAGGGAGCGGGGACGUUGGUGUGCCUGGCAGCACUCACCCAGAGCGGCAUCCCCAUUGCUCGCAUACAGCGGCACCUGGAGUGCGUGCGGACGGCCGAGGGUCACUCCCCGCUCUUCGUACGGGGAAUCACUGGGCCGGGUAAGCAGGGCACGGUGUGGCGGCGCGGGGAUUUCACUAGUAGGCUGCAUGUGUUGCUGGGUGAGUUGCAGGGGUACGAGCCGGAGUUGAAGCUAGAUCUCGCUAGGAUAUCGGCCCACAGCUUGCGCAAGGGCGGGGCCACCGCGGCUGCCAAUGCUGGGGUGGGUCUGGAGGAGAUUAAGGCGCACGGGCGGUGGAGGUCUGAUGCGGUGCUGGUCUAUAUCCGCCGGUCCGUUGCGGAAGAUCUCCUGCACACCAACAUUUGGAUCUGCCAUGGCCCUUUUGUACAUACUUUAGCACGCCUGCUGUACGCAUUGUGCUACGAACCCCACGCGCCUGCUCAACAACGCAGCAAUCUCUACUGUUGGUCCUCUUAA